Molecule: messenger RNA, 4223 nt
Organism: Linum trigynum
Lineage: Eukaryota; Viridiplantae; Streptophyta; Magnoliopsida; Malpighiales; Linaceae
Source: the annotation of a GenBank genome assembly
GGCGUCCUGGGCAGGCUUUCAGCCUUUCUGCAGGCCUCCUAUGGCCGGCAAUAAAUGCUCAUUCUUGCCUGACACCAGAUACGCAUCUUCAACGGCUCUCUGCCUUUCUGUGCUGCUCAGUUGCUUUAUGUCAGGCGCCCUUAUCUAUUCCUCGGGUUCGCAGUCGAUCAUGGACCGCCCGCUGACCCGGUCUUUCGAUCGGGCCUAGCCUCCUUAUUGGGCCUUAACCGCUGACUCGCCUCUCUUGGGCCCGAGGCCCAAGUACGCUCAACUAUGCGGCCCAACAGCACCCUUGGGGGAUUAAUUCAUGCCUUCCGCAUCCGGGCAAGGCUAAAAAACCGCCUCCGAGCAAUGCACUCUUCGGUGAUUGAUUCAUGCCUUUCACCUUCCCAAGAAGCGGAACAGCGAAGCGCUUCCCAGGAAGCCGAUGAGCAACGCGCUUCUCAGGAAGCCGAGGGAGCGAUGCGCUUCCCAGGAAGCCGAUGGCGCGAUGCGCUUCCUAGGAAGCCUAGGAGCGAUGCGCUUCCCAAGAAGCCGAAGGCGCGAGGCGCUUCCCAGGAGCCCAGGAAGCCGAGCGGCGACGCGCUUCCCAGGAAGCGAAGGAGCAAUGCGCUUCCCAAGAAGCCUAGGAGCGAUGCACUUCCCAGGAAGCCGAGGAGCGAUGCGCUUCCCAGGAAGCCGAGGAGCGAUGCGCUUUCCAGGAAGCCGAGGAGCGAUGCGAUUCCCAGGAAGCGAAGGAGCAAUGCGCUUCCUAGGAACCCAAAGUGGCAAUGCGCUUCCCAGGAAGCGAAGGAGCGACGUGCUUCCCAGGAAGCCGAGGAGCGACGCGCUCCCCAGGAAGUGGAGGAGCAAUGCGCUUCCCAGAAAGCCGAAGGCGCGACGCGCUUCCCAGGAAGCGAAGGAGCAAUGCGCUUCCCAGGAACCCGAGGAGCGACGCGCUUCCCAGGAAGCCGAGGAGCGACGCGCUUCCACGGAAGCCGAGGAGCGACGCGCUUCCCAGGAAGCCGAGGAGCGAUGCGCUUCUCAGGAAGUCGAGGGAGCUAUGCACUUCUCAGGAAGUAAAGGAGUGACGCGCUUCCCAGGAAGCCGAAGGCGCGAGGCACUUCCCAGGAAGCCAAAGGAGAAGCGCACCCCAGGAAUCCGAAGAAGCACUAAGCUUUCCAGAAAGCUGAAAGACUAAUGCGCUUCUCAAAAGACGAAGUACUAAGCUUCGUAGAAGAGAAUAGUUGAUCUUGUCUCACACAAGUAAGAUCUUGCCUCACAGAAGUAAGACAUUAACAAGACACAUGACUUCCUGACAACAUGGACGCGACAUUGGGGGAGACACGAGACAAGAGCGUUUUGAGUUAAAACUCUCAAGCCGUGGGGGCCACCCUACCUAGGUCGCAAUUAUGGUCCACUAGCGCUAACAACAAUGGACGCAAAGGAACUCUUAACGACUUGAGAGCUUUGGUUCAAGACAUCGAAAGUCAAGCAAGGGGCAAAGGAAAUGAUUACGCAACUCGCACAAGGGGCAAACCGCAUCAUCCGGAUUCGUAAGUAAGGCAAAUUAAUACACGAUUAACGCAUUAUGUUACUCCUUCCAUUCUUACAGAAUACAAGAAGUAAAGGGGAAAUUGUUGGGAUAUAGAUUAAUAUGCCUACACGACUAUAAACGGGCCCAAGCCCACCGCAAGGUGUCCUGGGCCCAAGCCCACUCAAGGAAGCCCAAACCCUAUAUAAGGAGGCCUAACCCUCCAAACUAGGGAUCUUCUCUUUUCCCUUCCUCACUUUCCCCUAUGGUCUCUCUCUCUAAUUUAUCUCUCUACAUACCAUACACUCUCCUAUAUCGUACUCACUUGGGCGUCGGAGCGUAUCCCGGGGGCCGCCCCCGCCUCACAGGUUCUUCCACUCUCGAGGAGAUCGUACGAGGGAGUCCAGUUCGGAGCCCCAUAACCGCCUAGUACUUUCUAGGCUCAAACAUUUAUCUUUCUUGUUUUUGCAGGCAAUGAGGUGAGGAUGGAGGAGCAGAGGAGGAGCGUGUUUGGUCUGGUGAAUCGAACCGGUCUCACUCGCUAUGUGUGUUGCUAAGACAGAAUCUGUGGGCUAUGGGCCUUUUUCAUUAUUUCUCUUUUGUUGUUGUUUUUGUUAUGGAAUGGGCUGGGCUGGGAUGGAAGUCCAAUGUGUAACAGAAAUGGAUUGUAAUGUGCUGAUAAAUUUCUAGUGUUUAAACCUAUCCGGUUCGAACAAAAUUAUUUAGUACGAAAUUGACUCGGACGAAAAUGGGUGUCAGCAGUUGCCCCCCUUUGUAUGUUUCUUGGUACAAGAUUCAUACAAAGUGUGAUGUAAGAGAACCCAAAUCGCUUAACAUGGUAGAGAUAGGGUUGGAACAUGACAACACCGAAGCAACUUGGUAACGAUGCUAGGAGCCAAAAUCUUGUAUAUUGAAGGCGAUUGAAAUCGACUGAACAAGUUGAGUUUGAAAAUGUCCCUGAUGGGAAGCGACUUGAUCAUUAAGUAACGUGUUUGUGAUAAUAAUUGACUAAACAAGUUGAAAGAGAAGAGUCGAGUCGGUCAUUUGGUAACAACAUCAUACUCAAGUUGUUGGUGAUGGAAACUAUGAUAGAAACCGACUUGGCCAUUUGGCAACCCGUGUUUGUGAUAAGAAUCGACUAAACAAGUUGAAUGAGAAAAGUCUUUGAUUGGAAUCGAUCAAUGAUGGGAAUCAAACUGGAUUUUCGGUAGCAAUGAUGUAUUCAAGUUGUGACGGUGAUGAGAAUCAAAUUGGACAAGUCGAAUGCGUUUAUUGAUGUAAUAUUUUGUUGUGCAUGAUAUUUAUAGUGCAUGCCAACACGAGUUUGAUAGGCAUGGUGUUUAUAGCGCCUGCCGACGGGAAUUUAUUAUGCAUGGUGUUUAUAGCGCUCGCCAACGCAAGGACGAUAUGCAUGGUAUUUAUAGCGCCUGCCGACGCGAAUUUAUUAUGCAUGGUGUUUAUAGCCCUUGCCAGCGCAAGGUCGAUAUGCAUGGUGUUUAUAGCGCCUGCCAACGCAAGGUCGAUUGUGCAUGGUUUUUAUAGCGCCUGCCCAAGGUCGAUGUGCAUGGUAUUUAUAGCGCCUGCCGACGCAAGGUCGAUGUGCAUGGUGUUUAUAGCGCCUGCCGACGCAAGGUCGAUUGUGCAUGGUGUUUAUAGUGCCUACCGACGCAAGGUCGAUAUUUGUAUAGGGAAAAAAACUAUGGCGUAAGUAGUCGCUUUAAUGGGAAUAGCAUGAAAAUGUAUGGAUGAUAUUUUGGGUCGGAAAAUCUUCUAGGACAUAUUAUCCUAUGAAGAUAAAGUAGAUUAAUUGUGAAAUUUAUUUGGUACGUACAUAAGCAAACUAUGCACGUGAGAUCUCAUUUUAUUAUGAAUGUUGAUGAAUAUGUUUAGGUCCUAACGUCUGAUACAAAAUGUGUUUUGUUUUGUUUUUUUUAAUAUGCAAUUAUGCAUGGUAAUGGAAUGAAUUUACGUUUAUUGAAAAAGAGAGAAAAUGAAGAUGUGAGUGGCAUAUAGGGUAAAAAUCAUUUUUUGAGAGUUUUUUUUUUAUUUGAGUGAUAUAUGCACAUGAAAUCCUAGACUAUAAUGAAUGAUGAUGUGUUUGCGAGGAUUGAUGUUUGAGGCAAAAUGUGCUCUAUGACAUGUAUGAUAAUGGGAUGAAUGAUUGUUUUCAUUGAAAAAGAAACGAGAGAUAUUGGGAUAUGAAAAAAAGAAAAAAGUAUAAAUUAAUUUUAUUACUUUUAGAAGCUUUCUUGAUUGCUCAUCAACAAUAAUAUUUUAAUAUUUUAUUUUUCCUACUUUGUUAUUUUUUAUUUUUUUCAUUUUUCUUCUCCCUUGCUCUUUAACUGGACCAUGUGACUCCUCUUGUCUGGAUGUGAUCCUUUUGAUUUUGAUUGCCCCCAGUAUUAUUGUUGUGAUUCAUCAAUCGCUUUUCUAAGCUUUUGGUGGUGGAGCUCUCUUUUAUUGCUUCUUGAAAUGGCAGCCACUUCUUCGUUGUCCCAGUUGUGAUGGUAUGUACAAGCAAUGCAGUCAAAAGCGCGAUUCUACCUAGAAGCAGAAAAUUGGUAAAAUCGUAAAGCGUAGAAUCAAAACGUAAAAGCGUAAGUUUUUGACGCAUACUGAAAAAUAACUAAAAAUCUAUUAAGCAGGACAUAUACUAUGUAAAAUAUGAAUGCACAGAAUUUAGAUAAGUUAAUAAAUACAUGCAAUUCAU